UGUGGUGGCAGGACUGAGUCCAACAGACCCAGACCGAGACCCAGACCAGCUGGCAGUAUGAUGGGCCGUGUGUUAAUGAUAUUUCUUUCCCUGUGUGUGCUGAGCGUGGUGGAGGGACUGUACUUCCACAUUGGAGAGACGGAGAGAAAAUGUUUCAUCGAGGAGAUACCCGACGAGACAAUGGUGACAGCGAACUACAAGCUCCAGCUGUACGACCCUAGGACAGGCGGAUAUAUGCCCUCCAAUGCAGGGUUAGGUAUGCAUGUGGAGGUGAAGGACCCAGAGGAUAACAUGCUGCUGUCCAGGGUGUACAGCAGUGAGGGCCGUUUCACCUUCACCUCCCACACGCCUGGAGAACAUGUUAUUUGUCUGUUCUCCAACUCAACAAAGUGGUUCUCAGGAUCAAUGCUGCGGGUCCAUUUUGACAUUCAAGUCGGGGAGCAUGCAAUAGACUAUGCGUCGAUGGCACAGAAGGAGAAGCUAACAGAGCUGCAGCUGAGGGUGAGACAGCUGCUUGACCAGGUGGACCAGAUCACCAAGGAGCAAAACUACCAGAGGUACCGAGAGGAGCGGUUCCGGCAGACAUCAGAGAGCACCAGCCGGCAAGUAUUGUGGUGGGCAGUGGGGCAGGUGGUGGUGCUGCUGGCCAUGGGCUGGUGGCAAAUGAGGCACCUCAGAAAAUUCUUUGAGGCUAAGAAGCUGGUAUGAGGGGGUGAGAGAGAGGGUGUGUGUGUGUGUGUGUGUGUGAGAGAGAGAGAGAGAGAGAGAGAGAGAGAGAGAGAGAGAAUAUAUUUGUGAGUGUCUGAGUGAGUGAGCAAUGGAGAAAGAGAGAGGUUGUUAUACUGUAGAAGAUCAAGAAAUGAGGAAGUAGAAGGAAACAAGGAAAAGGAAUAUUUGUCAGUGUGUUUGUGAGUGUGGGUGUGUGUGUGUGUGUGUGUGUGUCUGAGAGAGAGAGAGAGAGAGAGAGAGGAUGUUGUCCUGAAGAAGGACAAGGAGAAAAUGAGAACAUGUUUGUGUGUUUGUUCUAAAUAACUAUUUUUGCACUUGUUUUUUGGGGACCAGUACUGUAGCACGAGUGCUAUUAAAGUGUUAUUUAUCUA
Molecule: messenger RNA, 1100 nt
Organism: Scylla paramamosain (green mud crab)
Lineage: Eukaryota; Metazoa; Arthropoda; Malacostraca; Decapoda; Portunidae
Product: transmembrane emp24 domain-containing protein eca-like
Exons: 5
Coding region: 58-708 (216 amino acids)
Biological process (GO): Golgi organization; intracellular protein transport; endoplasmic reticulum to Golgi vesicle-mediated transport
Cellular component (GO): COPII-coated ER to Golgi transport vesicle; endoplasmic reticulum; Golgi apparatus
Source: RefSeq, a predicted model, not a curated record